This is a messenger RNA of Mercurialis annua (annual mercury), 1594 nucleotides long. RefSeq names its product protein TIFY 8. Gene Ontology annotation, biological process: response to wounding; regulation of defense response; regulation of jasmonic acid mediated signaling pathway. The record is from RefSeq and is a predicted model, not a curated record. Bases 46 to 1446 code for a protein of 466 amino acids. NCBI's taxonomy places the organism in Eukaryota, Viridiplantae, Streptophyta, Magnoliopsida, Malpighiales, Euphorbiaceae. Gene Ontology annotation, cellular component: nucleus. The transcript has 5 exons.
AUUCUAAUAAUACUCCUAUGGUAGAGAUGAUGAUAAUUGCUAAUAAUGCCACAUCAAAACAAACCCAAUAAUACUCAUAAUCAUGCUAGUAAUAAUGCCAACACUACACUUACUGUAAUUACUAGUAGUAAUUGUAACUAUAAUAAUACCCUUCACCACAAAAAGUUGCAGCAGCCGAAUCAAGAAGUAAUUACUACUGCUGAUAGUGAUAAUCAUAACGCAAUGUUCCAUGAUUUUCUAGGCAUGAAGCCUUCUUCUUCUUCUAAAACAGAUUCUCCUGCCCUUUUGGGUUCUUCUACUAAGAACCCUCCUCCUGAUGCUUCUCCUUCUGCUUCUCUCUCAGCCGGUGCUGCCUCCUCUGGUGGUGGUGCUGGUGUUCGCUGUCCUCUCUCCACCGCUUCUGAUCUUGCUUCUGAAAGGCAGGUUGCAAAUCAUCUUGAGGGGAUUCCGUAUUAUGGUCCAAGGAGUGAUAUUUCUGGCUCUGAGAUAAGUAAUAAAUUACUAAGAAGUAAGCGAAGCAAUUCAGAUUCCGCCUUUACGGGUUCUACUAGGGAUGGGAUUCCUCAUAUUUCCCAUGACUCUCUCGAGAGCUUGCAUUUGAUGAAGAUGCUCAAGAAUGGAGGAGGGGCAGAUCGUCCGAGAAGGUCCAAGGAUGAUGAGGUUUCCUAUGGUAUGCAAGCAACGAGACCAAGUGCUGCAUCUCUCAUACUGCAUUCUUCAACUGGUGGUAGACUUGAUGCCAAUGUUUCAAAAUGGGAGCGAUCUAUUCCCGUGGGAACAGCAGCCAUACAGUAUCCUCCUCGUGCAGGCCAACUUGUCCCUUUUAUGCAUCAAGUUCCUCCAAACAAAUUACGGGAUAUCAGUACUGGCGCAUCCAUUAUCUCUCAGUUAGCUGCUGAUGAAGGAUCUAGAACUGGAAUAAAAGGCCCCGGUAUUUUGAGUUCUAUCAAUGCUGGUAGUGGCAUUUCUGAGAAAAAUUCAUCCGGUGUUCUGCCAAGCAGCAGCAAAAGUAAGUCGGGGGCUCAUGUUUCAUAUCCAGAAUCCUCAACUCCUUCAAGUCGUCAAGGUUUAACAUCUGCUAGUCGUCAAAUGACUGUAUUUUAUGGUGGUCAAGCUCAUGUUUUUGAUGAUGUCCACCCAAAUAAGGCGGAUGUGAUAAUGGCGUUAGCAGGAUCAAAUGGAGGGUCAUGGUCAACAACCUACUCACCAAAACCUACAGUAACGCGGCCAGUUUGUGAGACCAGCGGAGAAACUGAAGCAGUCAUGCCUACUGAUGCACUACUCCAACGUGAGCUCCGUGGGAGGCUCUCGGGCAGUGGUAAUGCCAGUCAUGGAGUCGUCGGCUCUGGUGAUCGAAUCUCUACAGCUAUAGGUAGUAGUAAUCAUUCUACGAUAUCAAAAAACCAGGCAGUUGAAGGCAGUCCUGAAGAGAAAAAGGAGUGUUAACUUAAGAGUUGAGGUUUUCUUGUUUAUAUGGAACUUUAAAUGAGCUAUCAUAUUCAUCCUCAUAUGUAGACAUGUCCGAUCGAGCUUUCCACAGUCAUUUUAGAUUAUGCUUUUUAAUUAAUUUUUCAAGUUUCUUCCUUUUGCAUAA